Perognathus longimembris pacificus (Pacific pocket mouse) is the source of this 1934-nucleotide messenger RNA. It is a transcript of the gene Plekhb1, whose product is annotated as pleckstrin homology domain containing B1. Bases 66 to 740 code for a protein of 224 amino acids. Gene Ontology annotation, cellular component: membrane. Lineage: Eukaryota; Metazoa; Chordata; Mammalia; Rodentia; Heteromyidae. The transcript is spliced from 7 exons. The record is from RefSeq and is a predicted model, not a curated record. Gene Ontology annotation, biological process: regulation of cell differentiation.
CCUGUGUGUCGCUGCUCCUCCGCCAGGUCCCUCCCGACAACACCCUGGAAAGUCCUUUUGAAGAAAUGGCCCUGGUGAGGGGCGGCUGGCUGUGGAGACAGAGCUCCAUCCUCCGCCGCUGGAAGAGGAACUGGUUUGCCCUGUGGAUGGAUGGGACACUGGGAUACUACCACGACGAGACAGCACAGGAUGAAGAGGACCGCGUGCUCAUCCACUUCAACGUCCGGGACAUCAAGGUCGGCCAAGAGUGUCAUGACGUGCAGCCCCCGGAGGGCCGGAGCCGAGACGGCCUGCUGACCGUGAACCUCCGGGAGGGCUCUCGCCUGCACCUAUGUGCAGAGACCCGCGAUGACGCCGUAGCGUGGAAGACAGCACUGCUGGAAGCGAACUCCACUCCGGCCCCAGCCGGAGCCACGGUCCCACCCAGGAGCCGCCGGGUUUGCCCCAAGGUCAGGUGCGUGAGCCGCGCGUGGAGCCCCUGUAAGGUUGAGAGGCGGAUCUGGGUUCGUGUCUACAGCCCGUACCAGGACUACUACGAGGUGGUGCCGCCCAAUGCCCACGAGGCCACUUACGUCCGCAGCUACUACGGGCCUCCCUAUGCAGGCCCUGGCGUGACACACGUGAUAGUGCGAGAGGACCCCUGCUACAGCUCGGGCGCCCCGCUGGCCAUGGGCAUGCUGGCGGGGGCCGCCACCGGCGCGGCGCUCGGCUCGCUCAUGUGGUCGCCGUGCUGGUUCUGAGCCCUGGGGCUCGCCCCGCCUGUACACCGCUAGACCCCAUUUCCUCCUGAACCCCAUCCUCUAAGGCCUUGUCUCAUUUUUGGCCCUUUCCUCUGCAUUUAGUCCCUUCCGGGCUUGGAUCACCCCUCCCACUCCUUCUGACUCCACCCCACCCCACACCCCCUUUCCCAGGAAGCUAUCUUCUCAGGCCGGAGGUGAGAAACCACAUAGGACUUUCUUACACACACAGCAACGUCACUUCACGUGGCUCCCAAUUCUCCAGGCUCUGGAGACAUGAUCAGGCUAGCUGGUCUUCCCUGGGGACACUCCAAGCCCAGGAAGGAAACGAGGAAUAAACAAACACUUGGAGAAGCUGCCUCAGUCCUGUGGCUAGAACAGGUGGGGCAGGGGGCAAGCCAGGUAGGCUGGGAAUACUGCCCUGGCCGUGAGCACCGGGCGUGUUCACAGAAUUAAAGAGGAAUUCAGUUGGGCCCAGUGGAGGUAGAUCAUGGUGGGCUCCCAGACACAGAGCUUGUCGAAUAAAGGGGAUAUGUAAGCUUUUUAUGGAGGGAUGUUUUGUGAUCACAAAUACGAUGACUAUUUCGCCUGUUGUAUUAGGCCUGUAAUCCCUAUACCCGUACCCAAAACACUCGGAGUUUAGCUCCGCCUGUCCCACUACCAGAUUCCUGGGUCCCAUGAGCUGAACCUGGGGGCUCCUAGUUAGGGGACAGGUGGGCUGUUUGGAGCCCUUUAGCCUUAGAACAGGCCUCUGUCAGGGAAUGCCUUUCUGAUCCCAGGAGCUCGGUCCUCUUGUCAACAUCGAAGCUGUCUUUUCCCUCACUUUGAGGAAGAUGGAAUUUUUUUUCCCUGUAGGGCCUGACUCACCUUUGUACAAGCCUGGGGGGCCCCUCAUGUGCCUGCCUUUAGGUGGCCCAGCCAGCAGUCUCCUAGACGGUCCUCCUUCCCACCUUAAAGCCAGUAGAAAUGCUAACGUCCUUGCCCAGUAGCCCACUAACAUUCCCUAAACAUGGGGCCCCCAUUGGCUCAGCUGCAGAGACUAAUAAAGAUGUGAUUGGCUCUAGAACUGGCUUUGGCUUGUUUUUGUUUGUCCUCCCGCAGGGCCCAUUUCCCCACGACAUCUGUGACGUAGGCCCUCUCUGGUAUAGUAAUGACCAGGGUGGAUUCUGAGGUCAGUGGGUCUUGUGACAGCACGUU